Molecule: messenger RNA, 2227 nt
Organism: Condylostylus longicornis
Lineage: Eukaryota; Metazoa; Arthropoda; Insecta; Diptera; Dolichopodidae
Product: putative fatty acyl-CoA reductase CG5065
Exons: 10
Coding region: 438-1916 (492 amino acids)
Biological process (GO): long-chain fatty-acyl-CoA metabolic process
Cellular component (GO): peroxisome
Molecular function (GO): alcohol-forming very long-chain fatty acyl-CoA reductase (NADP+) activity
Source: RefSeq, a predicted model, not a curated record
AUGAUCAGAAACAGUCGGGUUAAGUUUAAUAAAUUAAAUUAAUUAAUUUAAUAAAGAAAAAAUUAAAAAAAAAAAAAUUAAUUAAAAAAAUAAGAGAGGGAAAUUUUUUAGUGUACAAUAAAGAAUUCUAAAUUCUAAAUUAAAAAAAAAAUAAAUUAUUGGAAAAUAUUCUUUUUAAUUAAGUUAAAUGCACGAUUUCGAAUCAAAAUCAAAGUUUAAAUAAAAAAUUUUAAAAAUUAAUUGUGUUAAAAUAAAAAAUAAAAUUAUUAAACAUUUUUCUGAAAAAAAAAAAUUCUUAAAUUUUUUAGUAUUUAAUUCUUAAUAAAAAUAUUUGCAAAUAAUAAAUAAAGUGAAAAAAACAGCAAAAAACUUUAAAGAUUUAGAAUUGUCAUUUAUAUUUAAAAAAAAGGAAAAUUUAAAAUAAAAUUUUAGAAGAAAUGGAUAAAAUUGAAAUUAAAGAAUUUUAUAAAGGAAGGGACGUUUUUAUAACUGGUGGCUUAGGAUUUCUUGGUAAAGUUCUGAUUGAAAAAUUAUUGCGUUCAUGUGGUGAUCUAAAUAGAAUAUUUGUAUUGGUACGGGCCAAAAAGAAUAAAGCAGCACAAUGUCGUUUAAAUGAAACACUCUCAACAAAUUUAUUUGAUAUUUUACGCAAUAAAUAUCCUGAUAGAUUGAAGAAAGUGAUAGCAGUUAAUGGUGAUGUGGCAUCAGAUGAUCUUGGAUUAAAUGAAAGUGAUUUAAUGUUAAUGUCAAAUGUUUCAAUAAUUUUUCAUUCUGCCGCAACUGUUAGAUUUAACGAAACUAUGAGACAAUCGAUUUUAAUCAAUACAAAAGGAACCCAUGAAGUUAUGAAAUUUGCCCAAAAAUUAUCAUAUGUUAAAGCAAUAGUACAUGUAUCGACCACAUAUUGCAAUUUGGACAGAUUGUAUUUAGAAGAAAAGGUUUAUUCACCAUAUGCUGAUUGGAAAGAUAUGAUUAAAGCUGCUUUAGAUAACGACGAAAAAGCCCUAAAAAAUUUGUUUUCAAGCAACACAAAAUAUAAACAUAAUACAUAUACAAUAAGUAAACAUUUAGCCGAACAAUGUGCCAAUGAUUAUAAAGAUAUAUUACCAGUUUUGAUAUUUAGACCAGCAAUUGUAAUACCAGUUUUAACAGAUCCAUUACCUGGUUGGGUUGAUAAUUGGAAUGGACCAAUUGGUAUAUGUGCUGGAAUCGGUUCUGGAAUCGUUCGUACAUUUUAUGCAGAUCCAUCUAUUUAUUCUGAAUACACACCAGUCGAUAGUUCAGCACGGUGUAUGAUUGUAGCAGCUUAUGCUAUGGGUACUAAUCAAGCAAGAGUAUCUGAUGACAUUCCAGUAUAUAACUGUUCUAGACCAUAUAAAAAUUAUCAGGUUACAUCAGUUGGACUCGAGGUACUUAAAGAAAAUCCAAUGGAAAAAACAUUAUGGGCACCAGAUAAUACAAUGACAUCAUCUCCAUUUUAUUUUCAUCUUAGGUUCUUUUUAUUUCAAAUGAUACCAGCAAUAAUUGUUGAUAUAAUGUUAUUAACAUUUAGACAAAAGCCAUUCUUAUAUAAAUUACAAAAAAGAGUUUACAAAUCAUUUAGUUUUAUGGCACCAUUUCUUCAAACACAAUGGAAUGUUAGUUCUGAUAAUGUAAGACAUUUGGAUUCAUUGAUACCUAGAAAGGAAAUUGAUGAAUUCGGAUGUUACGAUCAUAUGAUAUUUGAUUUACAUAGUUAUAUGAAGAAUUGUAUAACUGGAGUAAAAGUGAAUUUAUUAAAGGAACCCGAAAAAUGUUCAAAGAAAGGAUUAUUAAAAUAUCAAACUUUGGUGUUUGCUGAUCGACUUAUUAGAAUAUUAUUUUAUACUGGUAUAGCAUAUGUACUUUUUCGUUGUAUAGCUGGUCUAGUAUUUUAAAUAAGAAAAAAUUAAAUUAGGUUCUUUCUUUUUUUUUUAAUAAUUUAAUAACUAUUAUAUAUUUUAUGAUUUUAUUAAUAUAUAAGAGAGAAAAAAAAGUAAAAAAAAAAAAAAUAAAUAAAUAAUUUUUUAAUUUUUUUUUUUUUGAACUUCAAAUUUAAUUGUGGGUAAUUGUGUAAAUAUUUAUACGUACAUUUAGUAAUUAUUUAUAGUUCAGAAUCAGAGAAGAUAUUUAAGAAAAAAAAAAAAAAUAAUAAAAAGAGGUUAAAAUAAAGUAAAUAAAUACAAAUUUUAUCAUAAGAAUUUUAAAA